Molecule: messenger RNA, 1414 nt
Organism: Dendrobium catenatum
Lineage: Eukaryota; Viridiplantae; Streptophyta; Magnoliopsida; Asparagales; Orchidaceae
Product: starch synthase 2, chloroplastic/amyloplastic-like
Exons: 2
Coding region: 156-1160 (334 amino acids)
Molecular function (GO): alpha-1,4-glucan glucosyltransferase (UDP-glucose donor) activity
Source: RefSeq, a predicted model, not a curated record
UUAAGAUGGAUAAUUUUCAUGUUUUUUAGGUUCCCUGGCAUGUUCCAUGUGGAGGUGUCUGUUAUGGAGAUGGAAAUCUAGUUUUUAUUGCUAAUGAUUGGCACACCGCACUAUUACCCGUUUAUCUGAAAGCCUAUUACCGUGACCAUGGAGUGAUGAAGUAUGCUCGAUCUGUUUUGGUCGUACACAACAUAGCUCAUCAGGGUCGCGGUCCUGUGGAAAACUUUUUCCAUGUGGAUCUUCCAGAACAGUACCUGGACCUUUUCAAGCUCUAUGAUCCAGUUGGUGGUGAUCACUUCAACAUAUUUGCAGCUGGCCUGAAAACCGCUGACCGGGUGGUUACCGUCAGCCAUGGCUAUGCAUGGGAGCUGAAGACCUCUGAAGGUGGCUGGGGCCUCCAUGAGAUCAUCAACCACAAUGACUGGAAAUUUCGAGGUAUCGUGAAUGGGAUCGACACCAACGAUUGGAACCCGAAGUUCGACGUUUACCUCCAAUCCGAUGGUUACACCAACUACUCCCUCAAAACACUUAAAACCGGCAAACCCAAAUGCAAGGCUGCCUUGCAGAAAGAAUUAAGUCUACCUCUCCGCCCCAAGGUUCCAGUCAUUGCUUUCAUUGGGAGAUUGGAUCAUCAGAAAGGAGUGGACCUCAUAGGAGAUGCUAUGCCAUGGAUUGCUAGUCAAGAUGUGCAGCUAAUCAUGCUAGGAUCAGGAAGACCAGACCUUGAAGACAUGUUGAGAAGGUUUCAGGAACAGUACCAUGACAAGGUGAGAGGAUGGGUUGGUUUUUCUGUGAAAAUGGCGCACCGAAUCACUGCAGGGGCUGACAUUCUACUCAUGCCAUCGAGAUUCGAGCCUUGUGGACUGAACCAGCUCUAUGCGAUGACCUAUGGAACUGUUCCAGUGGUGCAUGCCGUGGGAGGAUUGAGGGAUACUGUCACUCAGUAUGAUCCUUUUAAGGAAACUGGGCAUGGAUGGACCUUCGAUAGAGCUGAGGCUGGGAAGCUCACAAAUGCACUGGGUAAUUGUUUGAAUACUUACUGGAACUAUGAAAGUAGCUGGGAGGGUCUUCAGAUGCGAGGAAUGACGCAGGAUCUCAGCUGGGACAAUGCUGCUAAGAUUUAUGAGGAAGUUCUUGUGGCUGCCAAGUAUCAAUGGUGAGUUUCAGACCGUUCUUUCUUAAGCUGAUGAACAGAGAUGCUGUAUUUUUUGUAUGUUAUUGCAGCUUUUCUGAAAGCAGUUUCUUGUUCCAUUAGAUAUUAGAUAGAGCAGGAAUUUAUGCUGUAUAUUGUAUGAUAAGUUGUAUUAAGUUCAGUGAUCCUGCUGGCUUCCUGCUAAAACGUCUUCUUACAACUUCUUUGUGUUUUUUAUUAUUUGGUAUGAAGGGAUAACCAAUAAAUUGAAGAGCGAACCAA